Lodderomyces oxycetoniae is the source of this 2994-nucleotide messenger RNA. Its product is annotated as m-AAA protease subunit. Gene Ontology annotation, molecular function: ATP hydrolysis activity; ATP binding; zinc ion binding. The transcript has a single exon. Gene Ontology annotation, cellular component: membrane; m-AAA complex. The record is from RefSeq and is a predicted model, not a curated record. Gene Ontology annotation, biological process: mitochondrial protein processing. Lineage: Eukaryota; Fungi; Ascomycota; Pichiomycetes; Serinales; Debaryomycetaceae. The coding region runs from base 1 to 2994 and encodes 997 amino acids.
AUGAAUAGUGCCACUCUAUGGCGAAGUAGACGGGUUAUUAUUAAUCUGUUCAGGUACGGUACUUUGAGAUGCUCACCUAUAAUAAGCAGGCAAUUUCAUUGCGGCAUUGUUUCGCUUCAAAACUCCCAUGGGUCUAUUGAUGAAAAUCGUCGAAAAGUGGUGAAAAAAAUUGUUGAAAACAAGCUCGAGGACACGCUAAGGGAUAUACAUAAGUCGGGAGCCAAUUUACUUGAGAUUAAACUUGCUCAGAACCCAUUUGAUCUCGGUUAUCUUUCACGUUUGGCUAAGAUUUAUGACUUUAUGUUGGUUGAAUUUGAAAAAAGGUGUACAGAGCAUGAGAAGCGAAGAGGGAAGUUGCCAUCGAUUAAUGAUAUUCCAGAGGUUAUAAUUGAUAAUAUACAAGAAAACUUUAGGACGAAAUACCCACAAGAGCCUCCCAUAUCCGCAGAGGAAAUAUUGGAAACUGUGCGUGUAUUUUACGCGCUCUCCAACAACUUUGCAUAUAUGGACCAAAUGAACUUCAAUAAUGAAAUUGUCCAGAAAUUGUUGGUUGCGUAUGAUAACGGUGUGCUUGCAGAUGAACAGGACAUUAAGGGCACAGCCGAAAAGUUGUCCUUGGACCCCAUAAUUGUAGAAUUAUGGUUCAAAAUAUUUGAAACUCUUUCAUCUACAAGCUUUGCUGUUGAUAAGAAAAAGACGUUUGCUUUAUGUCCUGAUGAAAACGAUGAUAUCACAGGAGAGUUGAGUGCAUUGGAUACAAGAUUAAGAAAACAUUUUGGAAAAGGUUUGGGCUAUUUUUGGCAGCACCUCAACACAAGCGAUAACAAAAAUACAAGCAGAAAUACCAAUGACGAUAAGAAAAGCACAAGCUAUAAUAUCAAUGAAGUGGAAAAAACCAGAAAAAGCGGUAAAUCUAGUGAAGAACACAAGGUUCAAAAUAAUAGUGACGGAAGCGGAGGAGAAGGAGGAGAAGGUGGGAAAGGAGGAAAAGGAGGAGGAAAAGAUAACAAGCGGGAUAAAGACAAAGGUUUCAAUUUUGAGACUGAAAUCAAUACAAAACAAGCUUUACAGAUUGGUGCUUUUGCAUUAAUUGGUAUGUUUCUUCUUAGUCUCACGACCGGUGACAAUAGCAACGAAAUCACAUUCCAGGCCUUUGUAGCUGAUUACUUGAGCCAGAACAAGGUCUCCAAAGUGGUGGUUGUCAAUAAUAAUGUUGCGUAUGUUGAAUUGAAUGAUAACGGUUUGCGUCAAAGUAAUUCUGGAAAGUUGCAUUUCAACAUUGGUUCUGUGGAAACAUUUGAACGCAACUUGCGCGAAGCUCAAGAUAAGUUCAACAUUGCACCUCAAAUGCGAGUUCCUGUGGUUUACACGACGAGAGGGUCCAUGACUAAACUUUUGAUUAAUUUUUUACCUACGAUUUUGUUUCUUGGUGCCAUUUAUUGGAUGACCAAAAAAGCAGCGUCUUCCAUGGGGGGAAUGGGUCCAAUGGGUUUCGGUAAGUCCACAGCAAAGAAAUUUAACCAGGAGACUGAUGUAAAGAUCAAGUUUAAGGAUGUUGCCGGUAUGGCUGAAGCAAAACAAGAAGUUACUGAAUUUGUCAGCUUUUUGAAGAAUCCCGAUAAAUAUGAACUGCUUGGAGCAAAGAUUCCUCGAGGUGCUAUUCUUUCUGGACCACCCGGUACUGGUAAAACAUUACUUGCUAAAGCCACUGCUGGAGAAGCAGGGGUACCAUUCUAUUCAGUUUCUGGUUCAGAGUUUGUUGAGAUGUUUGUUGGAGUUGGGGCAUCUCGUGUACGCGAUUUGUUUAAAACUGCUAGAGAAAAUGCACCAUCUAUUGUCUUUGUGGAUGAGAUUGAUGCUAUUGGAAAGCAACGUUCAAAAGGAAAUGCCUCGGGGGCAAAUGAUGAGCGCGAAACAACAUUGAAUCAACUUUUGGUUGAAAUGGAUGGGUUUGAUAGCACUGAUCACGUUGUUGUUUUAGCAGGUACAAACAGAGCGGAUAUUUUGGACAAAGCGUUGUUGAGACCUGGUAGAUUUGAUAGACACAUUCACAUUGAUAAUCCCGAAUUGCAGGGUAGGAAAGAAAUAUUUGAUGUUCACUUGAAAAAAAUUACUUUACAAAAGAACAUUGACAAAGACUUGUCGGGUAGAUUGGCAGCAUUAACACCUGGUUUUUCUGGAGCAGAUAUUGCAAAUGUUUGUAAUGAAGCGGCACUUAUUGCUGCUAGGUUCAAUUCUGAUUGUGUCGUUUUAAGACAUUUUGAAUUGGCCAUUGAACGUGUUAUAGGAGGUGUUGAGAAGAAGUCUAAAUUGCUUAAUCCUGAAGAACAAAAGAUUGUUGCGUUCCACGAAGCUGGACAUGCCAUAUGUGGUUGGUUUUUGAAGCACGCACAUCCCUUGUUGAAAGUGUCUAUUAUCCCUCGUGGGCAAGGAACGUUGGGUUAUGCCCAAUACUUGCCACCAGAUCAACAUUUGAUGUCUAGCGCGCAAUUGUAUGAUAGGAUGAUAAUGACAUUAGGUGGAAGAGUUUCUGAAGAGUUGCAUUUUGCUUCAGUAACUAGCGGAGCACACGAUGACUUUAAAAAAGUGACCAAUAUUGCACAAUCCAUGGUUUUGAGAUUUGGUAUGUCUCCAGUAAUUGGAAUGGUGAAUUACUACGAUGCCAGGUCCCAAGAUGACUUGACUAAACCUUUUAGUGAUCAAACGAGCAAAAAAAUCGACAAUGAAGUUCAAAGGAUUGUAAGUGAAUGUUAUGAAAAAUGUAAACAAUUAUUAACUGAGAAGACAAAAGAAGUUAAUCUUGUUGCGCAAGAGUUAUUAAAGAAGGAGUUUAUAACUCGAGAAGAUAUGAUUCGUCUUUUGGGAAAGAGACCUUUCCCCGAAACCAAUGACGCAUUUGACAAGUAUCUUGAUGGAAAAGAUGCAUUCCAAAGUGAUGAGAAGCCAAAUAAGUCAGAUGAUGAAGCUAACGAAAACAAAGAUGGUGCAAAGUGA